AUGAACGAUCCAGAACUGUAUAACGUGGCUAAUUCUAUGCAAAAGAAUGCAGCAGUCCAAUGUCUUAAUGAAUAUGCAAAGAAAAUGAACUGGAAAAACAUUGGAGACAGCGCUAUUGACCUAGGUUGUGGUGAUGGCAGUGUCACGGUUAUCUUAAAGAAAUACAUGCCUAGUAACUAUAAGAAGUUAGUCGCGUGUGACAUAAGUGAAAAAGCUGUGAAAUAUGCAAAUGAACAUCACAGUGAUGAAGUCACCAUAUUCAAAGUGAUGGACAUCCAAGGAGAUCUGCCUGAAGAAAUGCAUUCAGCAUUCCAUCAUGUGUUCUCUUUUUAUGCAUUGCACUGGAUACGAAAUCAAGAGAAAGCGUUUAGAAAUAUCUACAAUCUUCUAGAAGAAGGCGGCGACUGUCUCCUCACCUUCCUUGGCUACGCUCCGCUUUACAGUGUCUAUAGUAUAUUGUCCCAGUGCUCCAAAUGGGAAUCUUGGUUGAAAGACGUCCAAAAGUUCAUUUCACCAUAUCACGAUAUGCAGGAACCAGAAAAGAAAGUCACUCAAAUGAUGCAAGAAAUCGGUUUCAGAAAUAUCGACGUGAAAUGCAAGGAAAUGCGUUUUGAAUUUGACAGCGUAGAAGCUAUGAAAAACACUAUAAAAGCUAUCGAACCUUUCGACAUGCCGAAAGAUGUGUAUGAAGAGUUCAUGCAAGAUUACUACUCGGUGGCCCAAGAGAUCGGUGUCGUAGAAAUAAAUAACAAUAACAUCGGAGACACGUCAAUCAAUUGCUCCUAUUCUCUGCUAGUCGUCUGCGCAAGCAAAUGA
Spodoptera littoralis (African cotton leafworm) is the source of this 816-nucleotide messenger RNA. The record is from the annotation of a GenBank genome assembly. NCBI's taxonomy places the organism in Eukaryota, Metazoa, Arthropoda, Insecta, Lepidoptera, Noctuidae.